Stylophora pistillata is the source of this 1471-nucleotide messenger RNA. RefSeq lists its product as uncharacterized. NCBI's taxonomy places the organism in Eukaryota, Metazoa, Cnidaria, Anthozoa, Scleractinia, Pocilloporidae. The record is from RefSeq and is a predicted model, not a curated record.
AUCAAAAUAACAAAGUGAAAUAAUUAAGAAGCCCAAAAGUAUGGUGAACCAAUAAGAUAUUUUAGAAUUGUUUUCUGUUACUUGGAAUAAAUGUAUAAAAAGAUGCAGUGAAUUUCCAUGGAGACAAAAUUCACAACACUUUAUCAAGUUCUAAAGCCUUAUUAUGUCCUCUGAAAGCCCUCAACAAUACAUGGGUAAGGAUGUCUCAGCUUGGGAACACACCGAGCACAGCAAUACAUGCACAAGUAGUACAUCAUACUAUGACAGCCAGUACAGCGAGAAACAACGCAACCAGAGAAAACUAGCUAACAGAAGCCCUGCCUCAAGAGGAUAUCCUAAAGAAUGUGUAGAUUUUGAUGAAUUUUCAACCCAACGAGAUAAUCGAGCUGUCAGAUAUAGAACAGCACAUCAGCAGUGGUUACUGGACAAUGAUGCAUUCUCAUUGAAUAGCAUGAAUGAGUGGCAGCAAGAUUUACGCCGUUGGACACCCAGUAGCAGUGCAAGAUAUCCACUGAGAAGGAAGACACCUAAGCCACCCAUUGAUCCAGAAACAUUACCAGAGGACUCUCAAGUUCACAUAUAUCACAGCAAAAAGGACAGACUGUGGGUAAAACGAUGGAUAAUUGGAGUAUUGGAGGCAAACAGAUAUAACAUCACUACAAAUGGGCAGAAGUCUAGAAAAACUUCUCGCAUGAUAGUUGUCUUCACGCCAGAGCUUUUUGAAGAGCCAUUCUGUCAAGAAAUCCUUGAUGCCAUUGAAGGAAAGAUGGUGCUUGGUAUCAAACUCAAAGACUGUGAUAUUCCAGACAUGAUUGCAAAUAACUGCACAAGUUAUAUUGACCUAACAGCCACAGAUCUCAGUGACUUGACUUUUCAUAUCACAUUUAUGUUCAGGAUGAGGAAAGCUCUCAAGUUGCCUGUAUCCAUAUGUUCAGCGUAAUCCUCUUGUCAAUUUUUAGGACAUGUACCACGUUAUACUAUUUCAGUAAAUGGUUUGAACCUAUAGGGGCAACAUGUGGAAGUGUAGUGCGAUCAUGUGGGUGUUAAGUUCUGAAAACGACUGUUGUCAGUGGUGGUGACUGAUGUUUCAACAACCUGUGCGGAAGUCAUCAUCAUGCAGAGUCAAGUGAACAGUUGUGAUCAGUUGAAUGUACUUAGUCCAGUUCAUAUACAAUGAUUGGUCAGUUUUGCCAUGAUGUUAUUGGCUGUAAGACUCAAGUGGCAUAAGUGGGUUGUGAUUGGUCUGUUUUGUUUGUUGGUAAAAUAAGUUAGGUGAUUCUGUUUGGUUCAUUUGUAAUAUUAAUGUUGUGAAUGUACUUAUCUUUGUGUACAAACCUCAACAAGAUCUUGGACAGAAAUUAAGCAUUUGCUGCAGCUUGAGGAAAAUUUCAGACUUCUUCCCAUUCUUUUAAAACGUUAUUAUAUAUUGAAAACAAAACCUCAUUAAACUUUAUGUUUGGUUAAUUCCACA